Hypoxylon trugodes is the source of this 915-nucleotide messenger RNA. RefSeq lists its product as uncharacterized. The transcript is spliced from 2 exons. The record is from RefSeq and is a predicted model, not a curated record. Lineage: Eukaryota; Fungi; Ascomycota; Sordariomycetes; Xylariales; Hypoxylaceae. The coding region runs from base 113 to 652 and encodes 179 amino acids.
CCGUAACACGUUCACAUCAUUCGUAUCUAGUAAGGAGGAAACAUACAUCUUAAUCAUCAAAUACGAAAGUACGUACCCAGAAUUAUCAUACGCUGUGGUACAUACACAUGAUAUGGCAGAUGUGUACCGCCGUAGUGGGCGGGGCGGUGCCGGGAACUUCUAUUCCCAGAAGGAUAUCGAUGAAGCUACGAAGCGACAGCCCGAGGAUCUUGAAGCGCAAAAACAUAUUCCUCAUGAUGAACCGCCUACCGACCCAGCAGAUGUCCCCGCACAAGCUGCACCCGUGGUUAGUAACAACGCCGGUGGUAUGACAGGAUAUUCCCGUUCAGGUCGCGGUGGCGCGGGCAAUUUCGUUGAGAGUCCUGCCUCACCAACAGCUACAGCAACUAUAAGUCCCACUACUCCCACAACCACCACCUCACCUUCAACACAGCAAGCACCUAGAGCUGGGCUCUCGGGACGAGGAGGUGCAGGAAACUGGACAUUAACAGAGAGCGAAGAACCAUAUGACCGAGAGCAGGAACGAAAACGGCGCGAAGCACUCGAUGCUCAUAUUCUCCAGGACAUUCGAGAGUCCCUACCACAGCCAUCGAGGAUCUAUUAUAUGCAUGGACCAGGACGAGGACGAAAGCCCGAAACCUUACCUUCUUAGACAGCAGGACGUCGUAAUGAAUAAUCAUCCACCUAUAUGUUCUGGUUUAGCGAGAUCUAAUGAAUCUAAUGAGGGAGAUAAUCUGGGCUGGAAAAUCUAUCACGGUGACAUUGAUGUAGUCAGCUUGAUACCUACCCAGGCGGUACUUUCAACAUAUAAGGAAUCAUAUAUCCUAUCUUAAUACUAGGACUCAAUAUGUUCCGUAAAUAUAAUCGUAGUCUCUAAUAUGCACCAUAGCAACAAAAGUGAAACCAUGAUCAGAU